UUCGAAUGCGAAAAAGAGGCUGAUUUCCGCUCGUAUGCUGCUUGUUUUAUAACUUCGCGUUCCUAAGUCGAAGCGUUUCCGAGUUAAGAUAAAUGUAAAAAGUGCUAUUCCUUUGCGACAAUUCUGUGGUGUGGUUCUGGCAUUGUACCGCAGUGUUUCCGUUUCCCAUUAUUGGAUGUGAAAGUGUUGCUCGUUUCGAGGUGAUUCAACAGCAAAAAAAAUACAAAGGCAGAGCGAAGCCCAAGUGAAGUGUUGUGUCCGCCGUGAAACUCCGACAUUUUACUCGCGCAGCGCCGUAUGUAAGGUGCGUGAGUGAUCGUGGGUUAGCAGUUUGGCAUCGACGGAAUUUUCCAUACGGAAAUCACCAGUGGACCGGAUUAUUUCAUCCUGGCCAACCCCGGCCAGCCCAGAGCCAAGACCAACGACGCGCAACGUUCAAUGAUAUAAAAUGUCCUCAAUUUCCAACAGUACAACGUUCUUCCAGAACGGCAACGCCGCCCAGUUCGAGUACGUGCUCGGGCUCUACCCGCAGGUGCUGAAGCUAAAGGCGGACAACCGCGGCGUUGGCAAGAAAGCCGAAAAGCUGAUGCGUCUGGACGACUGGUACCAGAACACGCUGCCGAAGUUGAUCCAAAAGCGCGGCAAGGAUGCCCACCUGCAGCACGAGGAGUUGGUACAGACGAUGGAAUGGAAACAGGCGCGAGGGAAAUUCUACCCCCAGCUGACCCAUCUAAUCAAGAUCAACACACCGCGUGCGGUUAUGAUGGAAACGAAGAAAGCCUUCCGCAAGCUGCCGAAUCUGGAGCAGGCACUGAAUGCGCUCUCCAACCUGAAGGGCGUGGGUAUUACGAUGGCGUCGGCCCUGCUGGCGGCUGCUUUACCGGAAACGGCUCCCUUCAUGGCGGACGAGUGCCUGAUGGCGUUGCCCGAUUUUGAAAGCAUCGACUACACCGCCAAGGAAUAUUUGAAGUUUGUAACGCACAUUCAAACUAAGGUGGAUCGCUUGAACAAGGAAGUCCAUGGCUCCUCAGAAGAGGAAACCAACGGUGAGGUGAAACCGAAGAAGUGGUCAGCACAUGCCGUGGAACUAACAAUGUGGUCCUACGCUGUCGCAUUUGACUUGCAACCGGAGCUGCUUGCAGGUAUGCCGGAAAGCAACGGCAUUGUUCCAGCAUCAAACGGAACAGCAGCCAGUGUAGCCGUAACUCACGAUGAGAACUCGCGCAAUGGUGACCGUUCUGACGACAGUAAUCUUGACAGCGAGAGUACAUCAAAGGAUGCGAUUACCACCAAUGGAAAUGCCAACGCAGAUAGCUUAGACGGUUCAGAAAACGGGAUCUCCAACCAGAGCGAUGCUAUAGUUGCUAGCGCUAACGACACAAACGGAGAUGUCCCUGCAGAUAGCUUAGACGAUUGCACCAAGUCAGGUGACAGUUUAGAUGCACCUCCAUCGGCAACUGUAGAGGAAACUGCUGCUGCCGUGGCCACUCUCUGCACUGGCAAUGGUGAGCAAACUGCGGACAGCGAUUCGCAAAGCAGCAACAGCCAGAAACGUCCGCUAUUUUGCGACGAAAACUCCGAAGAUCAACCAGAAUUGAGCGCUCCAAAGCUGCUUAAAUUGUAGAAGGGAUUGGAUAGCACGAAACCGAUUUUUCUUCUAAACCCCUUCCCUAAGAUGGUUUUGCGUUAGUGUGUGAGCGGUAACGAGCGCAUGAGCGAGGACAUGAAGUCGGCUGUUUGAACGUAGAAUCACGGCAUGUGUUGUUUCUUCAUCCCCACAACCCAUCAAACCACGCCACGUAUUUAUAACGCCUCUAUUAGGUUAGCAACCGGAAACAUUCACAACUAGGCUGCACACGAUUUUAUCAACUGUUCAAUAGUUCAUCCCAAUAAUUCCCCACCCUAGCGUAUAUAGAACUACUCGUUGCUGAUGCCGAACAUUUAGUAUAAUGUAUUUUAUUCAUAAUUAUUUUAUUUACAAUCCAGCAUUAACAGAAGACUAGCGGUAGACAUUACAAUACGCGAGUUGGUUUUUUUUUAAUUAAAUUGAACAAAGCUUUCAAUCGAUGCACACAAAAAGUAUACAAUAAACAGCAAACAGUGUUUAUAUUGUCAGCCCUAGUUCAUUGAACGAUUUGAGAAUGGCACAACAUGAAUGGAACGCAAGCUGCAAAAAAGUUACAUACUAGAGUAUUCAUCAAGUUCUUUUCACCACACACCGAGUUAAAUUCGCUUUUCGUUUGAACCAUCUCCCUCCUGCAAUAGUACGAGCCUCGCCUCUAUGAUGGGGCGGUCGGGUUGAUUGCUGCCGCAACGAGCUUUUAUUUUAUGAAAAUUGCCUUUUGCCAGAAUAAUAGCUUUGGAAAAGACAUGAAAAACAUACACCGUAAGGUGUCCUGCUUCCGUAUGGCUUGUUAGCCGGUCAAAAUAGUCUUGAAUGUAAACGUCUUAGAUCUGACCCUUCUUUAUCGACAGCCUCCGCAGGCGACUGUUAGAAUGCAUGGCAACGACACUAAUCUGAUUCUGGCAGCAGCACCCAGCCUACUGGGAUUUCUUUUAAUAGCAAGAUGAUCGAAUAACAACUUUGUGGCUCACGCAUAGAAUAAAUUAAUUAAAAUUAUUCUUUUAAUUUAAUCAUAUAUUUUUAAUGCGCAAAAUUAGAAACUAGGUUGUCUUACAUAUUUGCAAAAGAAUAUUGACCGUCAUAUAUUUUUGUGGAGAUACAUAUAUCAAAUUUGUUACCAAUCAACAAUAAGUACACCAAAAAGAGCAAACUAGCAUCUUUACGACUUUAAAAAUGUGAUUUUUUCACUUCUCGAAAUUCAGGCACCUUACGGUAAAAAGCAAUUGAUUUUUUCUGUUUAGCUGCCGUUUGAAAGAUCGAUAACUUGGGCAAAGUUUCAAAUUAUAGACUGCCAAUCAAACUCAAAGUGUCGUUUCCAGUUUUAAUUGUUAAAAUAACCAAAAAAAUAUUAAUAAAAAUUUGUAGUAUUUUUUUCCACAUCAGCUCCACUGAUAGAGAUUUAGCUCGUCCUUUCCCGACUCGUACCUAUUCAGCAGCAUCGGCACUAAUCUAAAAGAUCAUCUUUCUCACGCCCCCAAAAUCAAAAGAACUGAAAACCCACUUGCUUCGAUUCAUUAGCAUUUUCUGCUACACACGGCACUCUUCCUUGGUUUAAAAGAAUCGUGCUGUCCGUCCCAUUCUUCAGGGUCCUCCAGUACACAGCACCUCGUAAUAAGCAGCAAGCAAGUUCAACUGAUAGAAUGUGACUUAUUAGACACUAAGGCAAAAACAUUCACCCUCUAUAGUAUGAACAUUCACCGGCUCGAUACCUUUAAUGCUGCAAAUAGAAGUAAGCAAGAUUCUCACAAUGUGAGAUGAAGACAAAAAAAAACAGUGGAAAAUACAACAAAGCAGGAUGAAUAUAUAUUUUUGAUAGUAUAUUUAUACUUAACUAUUGAGCUGAUUUUUUUUUCUUUUGAAUGACACAAAAUGCAGUACAGCGCCACAUACGAGUUAUUAAGAAUAUCCUUUACUUAAUCGGGACGAGUUCGCCACAAACCUGAAUUCAGACGAAAAAAAUGGCGCCAGCUCUAGUAUAAGAAGUAACAAAACUACUCGUAAGAUGAUAAUCAGUUGUAUCGUGAAGAUCUUCUUUUCUAAACACAUUAUAGGUUACAAGAAAUAGUGGUAUAGCAAAUAAAAAUACAAUCAUCCAAAAA
Molecule: messenger RNA, 3723 nt
Organism: Sabethes cyaneus
Lineage: Eukaryota; Metazoa; Arthropoda; Insecta; Diptera; Culicidae
Exons: 2
Coding region: 449-1624 (391 amino acids)
Source: RefSeq, a predicted model, not a curated record